GUUUUGUUUUCGCUAUGACCCAUCCAAGUAUACCAACGACACAAAAACGUUACAGGUCCUCAAGUGAAGAUGAAGAAUCCUCUAGUGAGGAGUAUGACAGUGGAGAUAAUUAUGGCACUAGUACCAAGAGAACACCUAAACGACGUCCACCGAAAAUAACUAAGACACGAUCUCAUACUAGGAAACAAAGCUCAAAUAGUUUUGGUAAUAGACCACGAGAAGAAAGAUACAGCAAGAAAGAUGGGUUUAUUGUUGAUGACGACAGUGAAGAAGAUCAAUCAGAUGAAAGUCAAUCCAUCGAAAGAAGAAGCACGUCUCAACGUCCAACGCGAUCUUCAGUAUCAAGUUCUUCGGCAUCCAAGAAAACCAAGAAAAAGACCAACAGAAGAAAAAAAGAUGACGAUGAUGACGAUGAAGAUGAUGAUGAUUUUUCAGCGGACGAAGUACAAGAAUUAGAUACCUCUGUCAUCAUCAACAAUGGUCGCCGUACAAGAGGUAAGAAAGUGGAUUAUAGCCAGUUCAACGAACAAUUGAACGACGAUGACGAUGAAAACAAUGACGACAGUGAUAACGAUGCACACGACAGUACGAGCGAUGGAGGGGACUAGCAGUAUUAUCUUGAAUAGUUUAGUAUUUUAUUAGGGAUUAUUUAUACAAACAAUAAAAAAAAAAUUAUAUCGAA
Molecule: messenger RNA, 682 nt
Organism: Halteromyces radiatus
Lineage: Eukaryota; Fungi; Mucoromycota; Mucoromycetes; Mucorales; Cunninghamellaceae
Exons: 4
Coding region: 15-608 (197 amino acids)
Source: RefSeq, a predicted model, not a curated record